Messenger RNA from Cetraspora pellucida, 1452 nucleotides. Lineage: Eukaryota; Fungi; Glomeromycota; Glomeromycetes; Diversisporales; Gigasporaceae. The record is from the annotation of a GenBank genome assembly.
AUGGGUGAAAGUAUUAGCAAAAAAAAAACAAGCCAUAUUUUCCAAAUUGGACGCGAACCACAUAAAACAUUUACAGAAUGGGCGAGAAGUUUAGGCGAUAUUUAUGGUAUAAAUAUGGGUCAACAAUAUUGGAUUAUAUUAACUAGUGAUAAGGUCGUUGGUGAACUUUUACAAAAACGUGGCGGAAAAUAUUCUACUCGUAUAAAAAGUUAUUAUACUUAUGAUUUAUUGACUAGAGGAAAAAGUUAUGUUAGUUGUCCAUAUAAUGAAAGGUUUAAGAUGCUUACUCCUAUUAUGCAUGGAGCUUUGGGUCAACGUACUGUAAGAGAAAACUCUAAAUUACUCGAUGACGAAUUUCGUAUACUUAUGCAAAACCUUUGUAAAGAUUCGACCAACGCGAAAGAUGGUUUUUAUCCUAAAUAUCAUUUCCAACUCGCAAGUUUAAACGUUAUAACCCUCUUAUGUUUAAACAAGCGCACAGAAAGUGUCAAUGACCCAUUUUAUACAAAUUUUGAAACUAUAGUGGAAGAACAUUUGGAAGCCGCUAAAAUAACAAAUAAAUUAUCUGAAUUUUUUCCCAUAUUGAAAUUUGUUCCAAAUCAUAGUUUACGUAAUAAAAUAAUAGAAAGUAGAAUAAAAAUGGAAGCAUUUCUCGGAAAAUUGAUCAAAGAAGUUGAGGAUGAUGAAGAGAAAAAGCCUUGUAUUAUUAGAACUUUACUUAAUAAGAAAGACGAAGGAAUUCUUGAUGAACUAGAUGUUGUUUUUUUAUUGGAUAAUAUAUUUUCAGCUGGAACAGAUACAAUUUCUGCGAGUUUAACAUGGAUCGUGGCUGCUUUAGCUAAUAAUCCAGAAGUUCAAUCUAAAGCACAUCAAGAGCUUGAUCAAGUAAUCGGUCAUUCUCGUUUACCAGAAGUUUCUGAUGAACCAAAUAUUCCUUAUAUACGUGCUAUGAUUAAAGAAGGUCAAAGAUAUUGUGCACCAAUUUAUCUUGGUAUACCGCAUGGCAUUGAAGAAGAUGACGAAUAUAACGGAUAUCAUAUUCCAGCAAACUCCGUUGUGAUUUUAAAUCAGUAUGGAAUUCAUAUGGAUGAAAAAAGAUAUAAAAAUCCUAAAGAGUUUAAACCUGAAAGAUUUUUAGGAGUUACAGAAAGUAGUGCAGCCUUAGCAAAUGGAAAUUAUGAAAAUAGAGAUCAUUUCAGUUUUGGAGCUGGGAGAAGGCUUUGCACUGGAAUUCAUAUGGCUGAGAGAGAACUUUUAUUAGGAGUCUCUUUUCUUUUAUGGUGUUUUAAAAUAGAAAAUGCAUCACCAUUAGGUGAGGAUGGUAAACCGAUACCAAUUGAUUUAGAAAAAAUACGCUUUGGUAUUACUGUUUGGCCCGAAGAUUAUCACGUUAGAUUUGUAAAAAGACAUGAUAAUGUUGAAAAGGUUUUAUUUGGUCUAAGCCAAAUCUAG